Messenger RNA from Melanotaenia boesemani (Boeseman's rainbowfish), 2027 nucleotides. RefSeq lists its product as uncharacterized. The record is from RefSeq and is a predicted model, not a curated record. Gene Ontology annotation, biological process: regulation of signal transduction. The coding region runs from base 60 to 1712 and encodes 550 amino acids. Gene Ontology annotation, cellular component: endoplasmic reticulum membrane. The transcript is spliced from 16 exons. Lineage: Eukaryota; Metazoa; Chordata; Actinopteri; Atheriniformes; Melanotaeniidae.
AAACAGGCUGAUGAGAUUCAAUCAGAGGGAGGCAGACUGAGGCUACAACUGGACAAGACAUGAUGUUGCUUAGCAGAGUUACUGUAGUGCUGUUGCUCUGUGUGCAGCAUCUGCAUGGCUCUGCUCUUCCUGCCGUGUCCUCCUACGAGUUCACUGCCUACAGGAUGCAACAGUACAACCUGGCACAGCAGAAGCACGGCUGCCGUGGAGCUAUUGUAGUGGCAGAGGCACGAUCAGCAGACGAGCCAUCGCUCACUCGCCGCUGUGUCAUUAUGAAGGUGCAUGACUUCACUACAGAAAAAUACCUAGAGGCCCAGAAACAAAAUGCAGCUGCCAUACUGAUUCUGCUGCCCAAGAACAUCUCCAGCAUCCCUCAUGAAACCAUGCAGACCUUUAUGGUGAGUGAGAGUGAGGCUUUGCAGAGGGAGAUCCUUAUUCCAGUGUACGUAGCACCUGAGGAUGAACAGCUGCUUUACAUGUACGAGGAGGUCAAGCAGGCUGCAGCAACACGGACCUCAUCCAUAUUUGUCAGAGUCCUCCGGAGUAUGGUCACAGCUACAGCUUUUCAGAUCUUAGUGAGCAACAACGCCCCCAUUAAGGCCAUUACUGACAAUGCAAUAGUGACGUUGGAGGGAGUGCUUCCCGGAGCUGGAGAGGAUGCACCCACCAUUGUCCUCACUGCCCACUAUGACUCCUAUGGGCUGGCCCCAUGGUUGUCAUAUGGAGCUGACUCUAAUGGCAGUGGAGUCACCAUCCUGCUGGAGCUAGCACGCCUCUUCCAGAAACUUUAUAGUAGCUCCAGCACCAGACCACAAUAUAAUUUAAUGUUCUCUUUGACCGGUGGAGGAAAAUACAACUUCCUUGGCACAAAGAGAUGGAUUGAAGAGAAUCUAGACCAUGCUGAGUCCAGCCUCCUCCAUGACAAUGUGGCAUUUGUUUUGUGUUUGGAUGCGCUGGCCAAGGGUGAUGAACUGUAUGCACAUGUGUCCCGUCCCCCGAAGCCAGACACUCCUGUGCACUCUUUCAUUCAACUGCUGGAGGAGGUGGUUUCCUCCAGAUUUCCCUGGGUGAAGGUGGGAUUGGUUCACAAGAAAAUCAAUCUGGUAGAGUCCACAGUAGCCUGGGAGCAUGAACGCUACAGCUUACGGAGGAUCCUGGGCUUUACUCUGUCUCAUCUAGAAGAUCCAAAAUCCGAGCUUCGGGGUUCUGUGCUGGACACAAUGUCACACGUGGAUUUUAGGAAACUUAAACGUAAUGGCAUCAUCAUUGCAGAAGCACUGGCGCGGUUUAUGUACAAUCUCUCUGACAAGGGUUCACCAAGAGAUGUGCAGGUCUUCAAGGGUCAGAUGGACUUUCAGGAUAGCCGUAUGUCCAGUUUGAUGUCCUUCUUGACAUCAGUCCCUCGGGCCACCCAGCUACUAGAUAAGGAACCCAGCCAAAUCCUGCUGGUCAACUCUCUGGAACACGAAUUCAAACGUUACCUGCAGCAAGUCUACAGACACACCUUUCGACAGGACAAGAGGGAUCCUGAUAUCACCUUUUAUGAUCAAAUGAACCAGCCGGUAGUGAUGUACAGGGUGAAGCCAGCAGCCUUUGAUCUCUUUCUGGGCGGCUGCAUCGCUGCUUAUUUGGGAAUCGUUUAUUACACAAUCCAGAAUUUCGGGUAUCUGUACACAAAGCUGAAAGUGACAGUGAAAACCAAGCACCAGUAAAAUCUGUAAGCUUACUAUAUGAAUACUCAGGCUAGGACGAGGGCUUUGAAGUCCUCUCUGCACACGUUGGACGUUGCUUCACUGGCUGUGCAGAACAGGAAAGCCACUCAACAUGAAACUUCUCAGACUGAUCAUCAUUCAACAUGAAACUUCUCAGACUGAUCAUAUGCAUAUCCUCUGAAGUGUGCAUUUGCUUUGAAAUGUAUAUGAUUUUAAAUAUGUUUGUACCUUUCAUCUUACACCAAGUCUCUGAACUGUGUGUGAACAGACAUAGAAUUUGUUAUUUGUAAUUAUAAGAAAUAAAGGAAUUUGUCA